ACACGUUUAGAUACGGGUUUAGUUCACAUCUGAAUAGUAAUCCUAACUUUAACGUAAAAGUAAGACUCUUUUAAUUAUCUACAAUUUUUAACAAACAAUUCGUAUCAAAUUGCUAUUAUUUUUGUAAUAAUGGAAACAACUGAUCGUGACAGUGAUGUGCGAAAAUGGUUAACAGUUGCUCUAGCAGAUGAAAAUCUUGAAAAUUUUUCACUCGAUAUAAUUGGAAGUUCUGAAAAAGGUGACGGGUACUCGGGAGACAUAAUUUUCGUUUUUGUAACAGCAACUGACAAACAAGGCAACCACAAAGAAUACAAUCUUGUUUUAAAAUGCAGCAAAUCCAGUGCUGCUUUAUUAGAAAAUAUACCUACUUUCAGACUAAUAUUUGUUAAAGAAGCUUACAUGUAUCAAAAUGUUUUUCCCAUUUUCAACGAGUUUCAAGUCAGUAGAGGGAUUGAAAAACCCUUCAACAGCGUGCCCAAAUGUUACGGCGUUUAUAGUGACGAGUUCAGAUAUGUUAUUGUAUUGGAAAAUUUGAAGAAAUUAGGAUACGACUUGUGGCCAAAAGCAAAACCACUAUCAAGAGAAGUUAUCAACAUUGUAGUAAAAGACUACGCAAAAUUUCAUGCAACUUCAGUGGCUUUGGCAGAGCAAAAUCCUGAAAAAUUUCAAAAAUUGCUCGAAGGUUCACCUGAAGAUAUAACGAAAGAAGCAUUUAAGUCAUCUGGAUUUGAAAAUAUCUUUAAAAAUGCUGUAGAAAAUGUACAUGAGUUGCUAACAAACGAUGUGAAAAACGACAUUUUAGAGAAAUGGUUAAAACUUAAAGAUCAAGUGUAUUUUAUUUUUGGUGAAAUGGCACCAGAUUUUGACGAUUUAAAAGUGAUAAGCCAUGGAGAUUGCUGGGUGAACAAUUUUUUGUACAAAUUUGAGAAUGAAGAGAAAACGAACGUUUCAAAGGUUGCAUUUUUGGACUGGCAAAUGUCUAAAUUCACAUCACCUGUGACUGAUCUGUCAUAUUUUUUGUUUGCUGGUAUAUCAGAUGAAGAUAUUGCCGACAUCGACAGUAUUUUGAGAGAUUAUCAUAAACACCUUUGCGAGUAUUUAAGAAGACUUGAUAGCAAGGUUGCAGAUAAAUAUCCUGUAGAAAAAUUUUUUGAUGAAUGGAAGAAGUACAGUAAAUUUGGUCUAUUGUUUUGUAUUGUGCCAAUCCAGUCUUUAUAUACCGAAAAAGAAGAUCUUCCAGAUUUUACUGAAGCUGCAGACAAAGGAAAAGACAUUAUGGAAUCGUUUACAUUUGAAGUCAAAAAUAAAAGUGGUUUCAAAAAUAGGUUGAGACCAAUUGUUGAAUAUGCUUUUAAUAAUAAUCUAAUUUAA
Messenger RNA from Zophobas morio, 1371 nucleotides. RefSeq lists its product as uncharacterized. The transcript has 2 exons. Bases 130 to 1371 code for a protein of 413 amino acids. Lineage: Eukaryota; Metazoa; Arthropoda; Insecta; Coleoptera; Tenebrionidae. The record is from RefSeq and is a predicted model, not a curated record.